UGGGCGGUAUACUUUACCUCCAAGCGUAGCCUAGUGCAACCCUCUGCUGUAUCAACCUGCUGCAACUUCGUGCGUCCGUGACCCAUUGAUGCACUAAUGUUUUGCCAGUUGCAAAAUACGAUGAACGCCCGCUAAAAUUAAGUCGAGUCGUUGUUAGACUCUAGUUUCUUUUUUAAUUGUAGGCUUUUCUGCAACACGCUGUGCUGCGUCUCGCUGAAUGCUUGGUUGUGGUCUUGGCCUCCGGUCGCGGCUGCGAAUUAACUUCCAUCUCUCUGCACCGCCUGCACUGUCAUAAUGUUUCUUUUAUAAAGAUGACUGUGUGGGUGACACUAUAAACUAAAUGACUGUCAGAAAUAUCGCCUCCAUUUGUAAUAUGGGCACCAAUGCCUCUGCUCUGGAGAAAGACAUCGGCCCUGAGCAGUUCCCAGUCAACGAACACUACUUCGGAUUGGUCAAUUUUGGGAACACAUGCUACUGCAACUCUGUGCUGCAGGCCUUGUAUUCGUGCCGGCCGUUCCGGGAGAACGUCCUGGCGUACAAGGCCCAGCAGAAGAAAAGGGAGAACCUGCUCACCUGCCUGGCCGACCUUUUCCACAGCAUCGCCACCCAGAAGAAGAAGGUCGGGGUCAUACCCCCCAAGAAGUUCAUCUCGCGCCUCCGCAAGGAGAACGACCUGUUUGAUAACUACAUGCAACAGGACGCACACGAGUUCCUCAACUACCUGCUGAACACGGUGGCUGACAUCCUGCAGGACGAGAAGAAGCAGGAGAAACAAAACGGGCGCCUGAAAAACAACGGAACACCCGUCGCCACGGAGACCGACCCUGAGAACAAGACGGAGCCGACAUGGGUGCACGACAUCUUCCAAGGAACGUUGACCAAUGAGACACGCUGCCUCAACUGUGAGACUGUUAGCAGCAAAGAUGAGGACUUUUUGGAUCUUUCUGUGGAUGUGGAGCAGAAUACGUCAAUAACCCACUGUCUCAGGGACUUCAGUAACACGGAGACCCUGUGCAGUGAGUACAAGUACUACUGUGAGACAUGCUGCAGCAAACAGGAAGCACAGAAACGGAUGCGUGUGAAGCGGCUGCCCAUGAUCCUGGCGCUGCACCUGAAGAGGUUUAAGUACAUGGAGCAGCUGCACCGCUACACCAAGCUGUCCUACCGCGUCGUUUUCCCGCUGGAGCUGCGCCUCUUCAACACGUCCGGAGACGCCGUCAACCUGGACCGCAUGUACGACCUGGUGGCUGUUGUGGUUCACUGCGGCAGCGGCCCUAACCGAGGCCACUACAUCACCAUCGUGAAGAGCCACGGCUUUUGGCUGCUGUUUGACGACGACAUUGUGGAGAAAAUCGAUGCCCAGGCCAUCGAGGAGUUCUACGGCCUCACGUCUGACAUCUCCAAGAACUCUGAGUCGGGCUACAUCCUGUUCUACCAGUCCAGAGAGUGAACAGUACCAGCCAGGGUUCCUUUCAACGGAAGUGCCCUCACCUGAGGAGUAGGGGGGAGGGGGGAGGUGAUGCUGCCAUUUAAACGCAAGGACAGUUGUGUAGAAAAUCUCUGUUCCGGUUGAUCACGUGUAGCAGGAGGGCUGUACGGUCGGUCGGUCCAACUGCAGAGAUCCAGGUGUUUGCUGGACUCCCGACAGGGCUUUGGCACUGCGGUUGUCAAUAGCAACACUGUCGGAAGCUGUUCCGUAACUCUGGUUAGCUGCAUUGCUGAGCCUUUCACUCAAGGGCAACAACGUGUGUGUGUGUGUGUGUGUGUGUGUGUGUGUGUGUGUGUGUGUGUGUGUGUGUGUGUGUGUGUGUGUGUGUGUGUGUGUGUGUGUGUGUGUGUGUGUGUGUGUGUGUGUGUGUGUGUGUGUGUGUGUGUGUGAGAGGGGUGGUGGUGUACAUUUGAUAACAUUCAGUUGGAUUAGAUUAGUUCAGACUAAAUCAGAUAUUUAUGUUUAGCAGACAUUCAGCCCUGAGCUUUCCCUGUUCCUCCAAAUACCAGUCCCUGUGUAAGUUAAGUCCCUCAUAGAACUUUAUAAAGAUGAUCUAAAAAGGAUAUUUAUUAAUCUUAUUUAUUAGUUAUUCUGUUUGAAGUGAAGACUGCUGGUUAGAUGUGUGGCCCUCUGUUGAAAGGCUGUUCCGUGUCCCUGUCUAUGGAGGGACCAGGUGUAUCUGACACACACAUCGUGGGUCUGGCCCAGUGUAAAGAGAGAAGUUUGGCUUUAAUGAGUGACCUUUCGUGUGUGUGUGCAUGCAUGCGUGUGUGCAGGGCUACAUGUGCCAGGGCUGGUAAAUUGUUUCCUGUUAGUAUAGAGUAGAUGAUAAGAUGCUUUUGGAAUGGGUUUAUGGUGGCGGGAAUUGGAUUUGACUCAUCUUGAAGUCAGGUUCCCAGCAGCUACAUAAUUCUCUUUCUUGCUCAGUCUCUCGUCCAAUGUGCUCAAAAUGUCAUCCACAAUCUUCCAUCUCUCUCUUGCCUUUUAUAUAUAAUAUUAUAUUAUGUAGUAUGUACAACAGUAUGUGUAGUUAUGUCCUCGUUGAUAAUUUAGUAAUAUUGAAUGUUUGAAUGAUGUAUAUUUUUUGUUGUCUUCAUGACGGCAACAUUUACGUGGGAAAUGGGUGGUGGUGGAAGACUUCAGGGUCAGAAAAUUAUGGUCCUGACAUGUUUCUAAUUCAUUCUAUGCACUGAGCUCAGCUGAUCUAACUAAUAUGUUGUGUUCCUGUCUGUCACAAAUGCGCAAAAUAAUGCACUUGACAAAAAUAAACUUUUACUUUGGGAAUGUGGAAGUUGCGCCUCUGCCCACAGGAAGUGGACGGAGUGAUCUCUGCUUGUUGUCUUUAAUUUCAUGUUGUAUAUCCUCCUACCUGUGAGGAUAAUCAACAUCCUGUCCUGCAAUAGGCCCAUUCAGCAAUAUGCUAGAGCCAGACCAUGUGCUAGUGUAGUGUCUUUGUGUUCAUAAGACACAUUUCAAGACACAUUUCAUAAGACACAUUUCAAGGUCACCCAAGGUGACCUUGGGUGUCUUGAAAGGCGCCUCUAAAUUAAAUGUAUUAUUAUUAUUUCAAGAUAAGAGCGUGGUUUUUCUGGUGUAACUGCUGAAAGGCCGGUAUAUGUGCCAAUCUAUGGUCCUUAACAACUUGGCAUAUAAAUGUGACCGUCUCCCAGAGAAUUCUUUAUUUUCUUUGUAUAAACUAAUUUAUGGACAUAUGUGUCAUGUAAAAAAGAUUGCAGAGGUUAGGAACAAAAAAUAUAUAUUUUUAAAGCUAAAAGCUAAAAAAUGCAGGUGCUGGUCAUGCUAGCUGGCUUUCAAAGUUGUGUGAGAAGCUGUUUCAUUGAAUGCUUUGUCUCACAAUCUGCUGUAGUGGAGUCACCUCUCUCCAGAACCUUCUCUUUAACAGCUGGGUUGAAACCAACCGUGUGAGUGAGUGAGUUUUCAUUUUUUGUGAUAGACAUGCGUUCUGUUCUUCCAUUAAAGAGACCCUAUUUUACUCUCAGGUGUGAUUUUCCUUAGCAAUUUCAAAUUUUUUUGACGUUUCAGGUUCCCUGGGUUGGCUUGUAGCUUCCAUCAACACAUCCAUCUUUCUUUCUAUCUAUCUUGCUAACCAAGUUGUAAAAUAGGGACCCUUUAACUCUUUAUGCACAAGCUUGUGCAGAGCCAGACAAAGCACAUCCGAGGCCAAUUCCUGUCUCUUUGAUUUGAACACAUACAUACAUACAUGCAUACACAUGCCACACUGUGUGUGUGUGUGUGUGUGUGUGUGUGUGUGUGUGUGUGUGUGUGUGUUGAUGGACUUGGAGCUUUAGCGGUUCCGUUCUCAAACAGACCUUAUUUUCGGUUGUGUAACUGAAAGUGCACUUAAUGAGGGAUGAUAUAAUAAAUGCUUUAAGGUGUAGAAUCACUGUCAGUUUCAAGUAAGAGGUUUCCUUUGGUUACGUUUCAAAUUAAAACCACUUUGUGAGCAA
Molecule: messenger RNA, 3957 nt
Organism: Gadus macrocephalus (Pacific cod)
Lineage: Eukaryota; Metazoa; Chordata; Actinopteri; Gadiformes; Gadidae
Gene: usp46
Product: ubiquitin specific peptidase 46
Exons: 10
Coding region: 341-1450 (369 amino acids)
Biological process (GO): protein deubiquitination
Cellular component (GO): nucleus; cytosol
Molecular function (GO): cysteine-type deubiquitinase activity; cysteine-type endopeptidase activity
Source: RefSeq, a predicted model, not a curated record